AUGCGAGCGAGAGGGCUGUGGACCAAGGUGCGAGUGGUGGUGAUUCUCAAUCAAUUGCUCGGACGCGUGCGGCGGGGCGAGAAGUUUGAAAAGCUGCACGAUAAGGAUAAGCUUCUGAUCGAGUUCGUGGGGGUGACGGGGAGGGAUAUUAGGGAUGAGAUUCGCCGCGUGCAGGAAAAGUUUAGCGCGCCGACGAAGAGAAAGACGCUGUUGGCUUUGACGCUCAGGCAAAAGGUUUAUCUCGCGCUCACGGAGCCGUCGUCGGGAAGGCUGGCCUUGUCGAUCAGUGCGUUGAUGUUUACGUUGAUUUUCGUGUCGAUCAGCUCUUUCAUCGCGAGUACAAUGCCGGAGCACUCGGGGAAGGCGAGUUUGGACAUCAUAGAGAUGGUGUGUCAGCUGAUCUUUUCUCUCGAGUACGCGCUGAAGAUAUGUUGCGCGCCAAAGCGGUGGAUGGCGGUGAAGGACCCGCUCAACUUGAUCGACCUGGCGUCCAUUAUUCCGUGGUACGCCGAGAUAGCGAUUUCAGGCUUGCAAUUUGGUUACGAGGGAGCGGAAAGCUCAUCGUCGACAUCCAGUGCGCGAGUUUUGCGAAUCUUUAGACUGUUUCGCGUCAUCAAGGUGUUCCGACUCGGUAGUCGGGCGAAGAAAAUCCAAGUGGUCUUGAUCGCCGUGCAAGACAGCGCGGACAUGUUCGUCGUGCUAGGGUUUCUACUUGCUUUAGGACUGGUGAUGUUCAGUGCGUUGAUAUACUUUGCCGAAAACGGACAAAGCCCGCCGACGAACGCGUGGGACGCCAACGAAGGCGACGAGUUUGAUUCCAUUCCGAGCGCGUUUUGGUGGUGCAUGGUUACUUUGAUGACCGUGGGCUACGGUGAUGCCGUGCCGACGACGAUUUGGGGUAAAUCUGUCGCGGCGAUCACGAUGUUAGGUUCCGUGGUGAUCACCGCGCUCCCGAUUUCUGUCAUCGGCGCCAACUUCACGCAGCAGUGGCUCGCGUUCAAGGCGAAGGAGCAUCGCAAAGUUGUCAGGCUGAACAUCAAAGAUCAUUCAGAGCUGCUGCUCAAAGAGAUGUACGCAUACUCACAAGUGGUCAGCGCUUUGAGCGAUCACAUCAGCGCGAUUCAGAACGCCAUCAUCCGCGAAGUUGGCGUCGUUCGCAAAUUGCUCGACGACGUUCUGCAGAUGGCGCCAACGUCUUCACAGGAGGAGGUCACGAUACUUGCUCGCACGGUGGAUUAUCGUUUCAGCAAAAUAGAAGACAUGAAGGAGGAGCUAGAAGAAUUAGUUGAGACUUAUGACCUGGUGUCACACACGGAGUUUUCAGUUUCACUGCAAGAACUUAAGGCGAUCGGGAACAAGAUGCGAAAACUGGAGGAAACGGGCAGCUUGUUGGACGAUGAUGUAGAAACAUUGGUGCAAUCCACGUCGGCAUUGCGCUCGCAGCUUGCCCGCGUGAAAGAAAUUUUGGAUCACACGCGAAGCAACACUCCGAUGACCAAGGCCGCGGAAUUAGCGAGUGAGCCCGCACGGAGCGGGCUCUAG
This is a messenger RNA of Ostreococcus lucimarinus CCE9901, 1542 nucleotides long. RefSeq names its product VIC family transporter: potassium ion channel subfamily B VIC. Gene Ontology annotation, cellular component: membrane. The record is from RefSeq and is a predicted model, not a curated record. Bases 1 to 1542 code for a protein of 513 amino acids. Lineage: Eukaryota; Viridiplantae; Chlorophyta; Mamiellophyceae; Mamiellales; Bathycoccaceae. Gene Ontology annotation, biological process: potassium ion transmembrane transport. The transcript has a single exon. Gene Ontology annotation, molecular function: voltage-gated potassium channel activity.